This is a messenger RNA of Egretta garzetta (little egret), 2356 nucleotides long. RefSeq names its product ATP-binding cassette sub-family B member 10, mitochondrial. Gene Ontology annotation, cellular component: external side of plasma membrane; membrane. The annotation marks the transcript as partial. Gene Ontology annotation, molecular function: ABC-type transporter activity; ATP binding. The record is from RefSeq and is a predicted model, not a curated record. Gene Ontology annotation, biological process: immune response; transmembrane transport. NCBI's taxonomy places the organism in Eukaryota, Metazoa, Chordata, Aves, Pelecaniformes, Ardeidae. The transcript is spliced from 10 exons.
GCCCAGGGCUGCAGCAGCCCCUCAGCCCCAUCUCCCUGGUCGGGUUCCAGGGGCUCACACGUGGCAGCGCAUGGUUGGCUGUGACCUCCUGGAGGACAACAGCACCAGGGGGUAUUCACAGUACGCCUACGACGGAAGGGACUACAUCGCCUUCGACAUGGACACGAUGACAUUCACCGCGGCGGACGCAGCGGCGCAAAUCACCAAGAGGAAGUGGGAGGUGGACGGGACUGAAGCUGAGAGGCAGAAGCACUACCUGAAGGACACCUGCAUCGAGUGGCUGAGGAAAUACGUGAGCUAUGGGCGGGCCGUGCUGGAGAGGAAAGAGCGCCCCGUGGUCCGAGUGUCGGGGAAGGAGGCCCACGGGACCCUGACCUUGUCCUGCCGCGCUUACGGCUUCUACCCGCGGCCCAUCCGCGUCAGCUGGCUGAAGGACGGCGAGGUCAGGGACCAGGAGACCGAGCGUGGCGGCAUCGUCCCCAACAGCGAUGGCACCUACUACACCUGGGCCUCCAUCGAGGCCCGCCCGGAGGAGAAGGACAAGUACCGGUGCCGCGUGGAGCACGCCAGCCUGGGCGAGCCCGGCCUCUUUGUGUGGGAGCCGGAGUCCAACCCGUUCACCAUCGUGGUGGCCGUGGCUGCUGCCAUCCUGGCUGUCAUCGCCAUCAUCGCUGGAGUCGCCCUCUGGAAGCACAAAUCAGGGAAGAAGAACAAGGGCUAUGGCGUGGCACCAGGUGAGUACCGGGGGCAGGUCCAGCUCCAGCCCCUGCCCAGUGCCGGGGCCAUCUCCUGGCUCCAGUUUCUGGCCACUGCCACCAUUUCCCAGUCCCCCGUCCUCCCCGUGCUGCCCCUCUUUAACGCCCCGCAGCGGGGACGUAUGGCAGAGGCCGUGUCUCCCCUGCGGUGCUCGCGGCACCACCCUCCUCCCCCAGUGCUUGCAGCGCGGCCCUGGCUCCCGGGCCGGCUCCUGGCACCCGCACCGUGCCCGAAGCGAGGGGGGGGGGGGGGAGGUGACACACGUGUCCCCACACUAAGCCACCCUGGUCCCACCAGUGCCGUCACCGAAUUCACCUGUGAUGUCACCUACGCCGGGAUGCUGAGCCGGACACUGGGACGUCUCCAACGUCGUGUCUUUGCUGCUGUCCUGCGACGGGAUGUCACCUCCCUGCAGGUGACAGGGACCGGGGCAGUGACUGCACGGGUGACAGAGGACGUGAAGGCCACCCAUGCGGCGGUGGCCGAGGCGCUCAACCUCUUGCUGUGGUACCUGGCACGGGGCGUUUGUCUCCUGGUCACCAUGGCGUGGCUGUCACCCCACCUGGCUUUUGUCACCUUCCUGUCACUGCCCAUCCUCCUGCUGCUGCCCCGGGGCAUCGGCAAGAUCCAGCAGGGGCUGGCACGGCGGGGGCAGGAGGCGCUGGCGGGUGCCACCAAGGUGGCAGUGGAGACCUUCCAGGCCAUGGCCACCGUCCGCAGCUUCGCCCACGAGGCCGGGGUGGCCGAGCGGGACCCCCAGCGCCCGCGCCACGUCCACCCGCUGGGGGGGCGGGGACCCCGUCCCCUGGCCAUGACCUCCCUGCGGUGUCCCCAGUUUUCAGCGCUGGCCCUGAAGUUGGGGCUCCUCUGCUAUGGGGGACAGCUGGUGGCCGCGGGGACCAUCACCACUGGGGACCUUGUCACCUUCCUCAUCUACCAGAUGCAGUUCACCGAGGCUGUGGAGGUCAUGCUCCGCUACUACCCCAACAUGACCAAGGCCGUGGGCUCCUCAGAGAAGAUCUUUGAGUUCCUGGACCAGGAGGAGCAGGUUGCACCCACGGGGACGCUGGCGCCCGAUGUCCUGCGGGGCCACCUCCAGCUUGAGGAUGUCUGGUUCUCCUACCCCGAGCACCAAGAGCCCGUCCUCAAGGUGGGUACGGGGCCAGGGCAGGGGACAUGGGGACAUGAUAGGGGGGGACACAGUGGGGAGGGCCUGGGGACAUGGCAGGGGGAUAUGGACUUGGGAGGGAAGAGCACCCUGGUGUCCCUGGUCCUGCACCUGCGCUCGCCGGCGGCCGGACGGGUGCUGCUGGACGGACACCCCCUCCCUGACUACCAGCACCCCUACCUGCGCUGCCAGGUGCCACCACCGCCCCUGUCACACGAUGUCCCCAGCGGGGCACGGCUCUCGGACCUUUACGCCCAGGGGCUCUCCCCAGGCAGCGAGGCCCCGCCGCCACCACCCAGCAGCCCAGAGGGGUUAAGCUCUGCCCCCAUCGCCGUAGCCACCCCGCCCAGGGCACUGGCCACCCUCAAGCAGCCCGUGGCAGCGGCCACGUUUCUCAGGCAGCCGUCGCCAGGGCCAGCUGGGUGGCUUUGA